AUGCGUUUGCAAAGUCAACCGGACUUUCAACGAUUUUUGUUAGAUAUUGGUGAGGGCAAAACUGGUCCAAAGGUAGAUUUACCGCUAGGAUUAGUUGCUCCUAGAAAUUCUUUAGAUGGUCUCAUUGAAGCUAUUUUUGAAGAUCCGGUUGAUUUUUCUGAGCGCGUCAUUUUGACUGUCCGGAAUGAUGAUGCCCAAGAAAUCAAUCGAAAAAUCACCGAUCGUAUACCUGGUGAUGUGCAUCAAUGUUUUAGUGCUGAUUUUGUUCACGAGAAUGAUGAACAUGCCCAUCAUUACCGAGUAGAGUUUUUGAAUUCUUUACAAUUGAGCGGUUUGCCUCCUCACCAAUUAAGUCUUAAAUAUGGCCAAUAUUUGAUGUUGCUAAGGAACUUGAAUCCGGCAAAAGGUUUGUGCAAUGGUAGUCAUUUGCAUCUUUUGCAAGUGUCUUCCAAUGUGUUGUUAUAUGAAAUUGUAGAAGGACGCUAUCGUAGCCAAGAGGUAUUGAUUCCUAGAAUCACACAUCAUUACAACGAUAGCCGCUUGCCAUUCACACUUUGUCGGAGACAAUUUCCUGUCACUGGUGCUUUUGCCAUGACAAUCAACAAAUCGCAGGGCCAAUCAUAUGAUCGAGUUGGCAUUUAUCUUCACAAUGAAGUAUUUAGCCAUGGUCAAUUAUAUGUGGCAUUGUCUCGUGGUAGACAUCCUGCAAACAUUAAGGUUGCCAAUGACAACAAUGAAGCUGUGGGAAUGGUUAAAAACAUUAUUUAUCAUGAGGUUUUUACAUGA
This is a messenger RNA of Physcomitrium patens, 786 nucleotides long. RefSeq lists its product as uncharacterized. Gene Ontology annotation, cellular component: replication fork. Gene Ontology annotation, molecular function: helicase activity; ATP binding. Lineage: Eukaryota; Viridiplantae; Streptophyta; Bryopsida; Funariales; Funariaceae. The record is from RefSeq and is a predicted model, not a curated record. Gene Ontology annotation, biological process: DNA replication.